This is a messenger RNA of Carassius carassius (crucian carp), 5216 nucleotides long. RefSeq names its product protein Aster-B-like. Gene Ontology annotation, biological process: intracellular sterol transport. Gene Ontology annotation, cellular component: endoplasmic reticulum-plasma membrane contact site; endoplasmic reticulum membrane; plasma membrane. Gene Ontology annotation, molecular function: sterol transfer activity; sterol binding. Bases 435 to 3233 code for a protein of 932 amino acids. The record is from RefSeq and is a predicted model, not a curated record. The transcript has 21 exons. NCBI's taxonomy places the organism in Eukaryota, Metazoa, Chordata, Actinopteri, Cypriniformes, Cyprinidae.
GAAACCGUCUCGGACCUACGGGGAGUCCUGGAGUACUGUUACACUGAUAGCCACCCCUUAUGCAUGUUUUAUCUUAUGGGAGGAGAAAAGAGCACUCCUUUUGUCAUCUAAUACCGCUGUAGGCCACACACGCUCCUGUCUUUUUCACUCACCUCCACCAGUUCAUCCACCAAAACACCAUCAGGUGCCGGUAAUUGUGCAGCUAAAACAAGAAGAAAGAGUUCAAUUCAUCAUCAAGAAAAGACUUGACUGUUGAUCAGAUAAGUAUUGGAGGACUCAGGAUCAACUUAACAGCUUAGUUUCCUCUUGAAUCUUUAACCCGGACAGUCCCCUCACUUAGCCUCUCACCUUCCCUGGUAGCUGGGAAGUAACUGUAGCGUCUCUGUUUAUAAUCUAACCGGUGAUCACAGCGGCAGGGGUGGUGAGCUCGGAGCAUGACGGACACCCUUCGGCCUCCGUCCCUCCAGGUGCACAUCCCCCGGGACGAGUCCAGCCACGGAGAGGAGGAGGGCGGUGGGAACAGAGGCGGUCACGACAGCCUCGUCUGGUCCAGCUCAUCCACCCCCACCCUGCGGCGCCGACGCUUUAAGAUGAGACGAAUGAAAAAGCUGCCCAGUGAGCUGGAGCGGCUUGAGAACGGGCUGCUGCGGCACCCCGGAUCACGCUCGGCUUCCAAAGAGUACCUCCAGCUGCCCUCCAUCGAGAUCACACCAUCCAGCGACGAGGACGCGGCCUGGUCGAACAGCUCCACCCCGAGCGCCUCGCCCCGGCGCAAACGAUUCCUGCUGCGCAAGUGGCUGAAGGUGCGAGAGAGGAAGAAGCAAGGCAGUGAGAGCAGCAGUCAGCAGAGCAGUCAGCAGAGCAGCCAUGAGGACGAUUCCAGCUGCUUCCUGACUCCCUUCAUCCGUGAGGACAGCACAGCCAGUAACUCUAACCGGAGUUCCCCUGCCUGCUCUCCGGUUCUGCGGAAGCGCUGCCGAUCUCCCGUUCUGCAGAACGUCGAGACAGAUACUAUGGUGGAGAAAGGCUCGGAGCAGUCCGACACCUCCAAGUCCCCCUCCACCCCUGAGCAGCUGGUCACUCGCACCCUCUCCGGCCAGUCCACGCGCAGCGGGGGAAAGAACUCCAAGUGUGACAGAUUAAACCUGAUUAAAAAAAGCCAGAGCUGGUACAACGUCCUCAGUCCCACGUACAAGCAGCGUAAUGAAGACUUCAGGAAGCUCUUCAAGCAGUUGCCGGACACAGAGCGUCUCAUUGUGGACUACUCGUGCGCUCUCCAGCGGGACAUUCUCCUGCAGGGCCGCCUCUAUCUCUCCGAAAACUGGAUCUGUUUUUACAGCAACAUCUUUCGCUGGGAGACACUGCUUACAGUUCGGCUGAAAGACAUCUGCUCCAUGACGAAAGAGAAAACCGCACGUCUGAUUCCCAAUGCUGUACAGGUGUCCACAGACACUGAGAAGCACUUUUUCACAUCGUUUGGUGCGAGAGACAGGACUUACAUGAUGAUGUUCAGACUUUGGCAGAAUGCACUGCUGGACAAGCCUCUCUGUCCUAAAGAGCUCUGGCACUUUGUACAUCAGUGCUAUGGAAAUGAGCUGGGUCUCACUAGUGACGAUGAAGACUAUGUGCCGCCUGAUGAUGAUUUCAACACCAUGGGAUACUGCGAGGAGAUCCCGGCAGAGGAGAACGAGGUCAGUAAUGAUAACUCAUCCAAGAGCAGCAGUGAGAACAAGCCAGACAACAGUUCUCCUCCGUCACACAAGAGAUCCAUCACACACUCCACCAUCACCUCCACCACUCCUCCCAGCAGCACAGAUACACCAUUGUCUUUUGAUAUUGCAGCGGAGGAGUACACAGACUGCCUUCCUGAUGGAGAUCUGCUGGCGCUCCCUUUGCUGGCCGAGGAGAGGAACAGCGAGCCGGCCAGUCCUCUGGAUCCUGUGCCACCACUGGCUCUUGACUUCAACGACAAUGAGGAUAUACCCACUGAUCUCAGUGAUUCCUCAGAGACAGAUGAUGAAGGUGAUGAGGUACAAGCUUUCCACGAGGAUCUGAACGGCCGCCAGUACAUUAAUGAGGUGUAUAAAUUCAGUGUUGAUAAACUGUACACCAUUCUCUUCACUGAGUCCCAGUUCAUGACAGACUUUAUGGAGCAGAGGAGAUUCACAGAUGUGGUGUAUCAUCCUUGGAGGAAGGAAGUUGCUGGAAAUCAGACCAGGGCCAUCAUGUACACAAUUUCCCUGACCAACCCGCUGGCUCCUAAAACAGCUACAGUUACUGAGACUCAGACUCUGUAUAAGGCCAGCCAGGAGAGUGAGUGCUACAUCAUCGAUGCUGAAGUCAUCACUCAUGACGUGCCGUACCAUGACUACUUCUACACCCUAAACCGUUACAUGCUCACGCGUGUGGCCAAGAACAAGUGUCGGCUGAGGGUUUCUACAGAGUUGAGGUUCAGGAAACAGCCUUGGGGGCUGGUGAAGGGCUUCAUUGAGAAGAACUUCUGGAGUGGGCUUGAUGAGAACUUCAAAAGCCUCGAACUGGAGUUAGCAAAGAUGAAGGACGCUCUAAUGGAAAGCCACAGACUGUCUCCCAAAGCUAAAGCAGUGAAGAACUCCAUCCUAAGACGGAGAAAAAAAAACCCCGCCCACAUGCGCACAGCCCAUCUAGAUGAGACCCUCAGUCCUGUUACCACACCAACAGACGAGGAGGUCAUCCACCGCAUUAAACACGUGGCAGGUUCCACUCAGACGAGACACUUUCCUGAGCACACACCAGGGGGCAGGAUUUUCUGCAACCUCUCUAAACCACUCCUCAUCAUCAGCUUUGUUCUGGUGCUACUAGUGUUUUUGAAUGUGAUGCUGUUCUAUAAACUCUGGAUGCUGGAGUAUUCUGCACAAAGCCUCUCCAGCUGGCAGGGCUUACGCCUACAUGAAAGGUACAACACGUGCUACAACUUCUUCACACCUACAACAAUACUGAGCCAAGACCCACCCACCAACAUCAAGACCCAUCCACAAUGCAGUAAACUGCCAUCUACACAGAUGGAAUGGGCACAGCUCCUGGAGUCCCAGCAGCGCUACCACGACGCGGAGCUACAGAAAUGGAAAGAGAUUAUCAAAUCUUCUGUACUGUUAUUGGAUCAGAUGAAGGACUCCUUACUGAGCCUACAGAAAAGUGUGGGUCUGCGAGAUUACAACUCAGACUCCGACGAGAAGAGAAGUAGAUAUCACUAACACUUACCCUCCAGGCCACCAGGGCGCGCUGUGCAAUGUAGAGCCACUUAUAAAUACAAAAGGCAAAAAACAAAGCACUGAAAUGUGAGUGUAUGACUAUGCAUACCAAACAAAAGAGACACCUGAUAGAGACAAGAAGAAGAAGAGAUGGACCAGAAACUCCCUAGUAGACAGCAAAACCACAGGAUGGGGCUGUAUCUGUCCCAUGGAAUUGUGGGACAGUUGAAGUCCGAAUGGGCUCAUCACUGUUCCAGCUUUCUUUCAGGUUCUUUGUGAUGAUAUUACAGUUUGCAGAGGAACUUAAUGGACCUGAGGGGGGGAAAAAAGAGCAUGCUUUUUGAUGUUUUUUAUUUUUUUCAAAGAGGUUCAAAGAGGAAAAAGAUCUUUUAGAUUGGUUUUAAACUGUAAUGACGCAGCUGCCAUGUCCCUUUUCCUGUUUGUGGGAGCUUAAUCUGCAGGAAGCAUUAUGAAAUCUAGUUCACUCAUGCUGUAGUAUCAGGGCUGGUUUCCCUGAUAAUCCUGCGCUAGAAAAAGUUUCAGCCAAAGGGCCAUUCGCGCUAAAAACAGAGACCUUAAAUUUCCGUGAAGCGUUGACCAUUAUGCUAAAGAGUUUUUGCACCAGGGAAAGAGUGUGAAAAGGGACACUGCAGCCAGGAUGAUGGAUGAAGUUGUUAGUUUUUGAUGACUAAACUGUGAUAUCUCCUGAUUCAUUUGAAGAAUAUGUCUGAAAUAUAUAUAUACUUUAUUUAGAGAUUUAAUAUAUAUUUCAAUAUAUAGAGAGGUUGUUGCAGAUAUUUAUUGAUAAUUUAUAUACAUAGAACACUUAUCAAAGCUCUAGAAAGAAAGAGUUUCUAAUUAUUCAACUGCAUUUUAUUCAGCGACAUGCACAAGCACAUUUGAGACGUGUCCGUGUGAGUGCGUGCGUGUGUCGUAAAUUGAUCUGUGUCUAUUUUGGUGAAUGUAAGAAUGUCCGUGUGAUGUUUUAAUUCAUUCCACUUGUAUGUCUUGUAUCUUCCUCCCGGCACAUGAAGCCAAACUGCCUUUUUCUUGCCCAGCAGCUCAGUCCACUGGGCAUCUGUUUACACAUCCACCUGGCUUCAGAAAGCUGAGUGGUCUAAAAAUGACCAUCUCAGCUCGGCCCGAACCCACACACACGUGCUUUGUCUGCUGUGGCAGCAUUCCUGUUUUUAUUUUGUUUGAGGUUAGAGUUUGGACCAGGAAGAAGCACUGUAGGAAACAGGACUGGACUCACUAACUUUGUGUUUUAAUUUAUGAUAGCCCCUAUUUUGUCAUUUUAAAUCAGUCAAAUAAAAGAAAAGUUAUGUGAGGUGGUAAUGAUAUAUAUAUAUAGAGAGAGAGAGAGAGAGAGCACAAGUGCUCUAUCCUAAACCAAAUAUUAUAGAUGGUAGAAUUUAUUUAUACUGUAUAUAACAUAAAAUGCAACGAUUGCCUUUUUAUGCAGAUGACAUGAAGAGAAGCAGCACUUUACAUCCAGGCGUUGAAGAUGGAGAGCCUGAUGUAUGAAAUAUAUGUUUGCUGGCACAUUGCUGGUAGCACAUAUGAUAAUAUUCCAUCUACAAAACACAUGGUAUUGUAUUGAAUGUAUAUAAGAUGUUUUUCCCAGAACAUACUGUAAUCUGCUGUAAUUUGAUUCGAAUCAUGAAUCGUGUUCCACAGUCCAGCAGUUUUUGAUUUGGAUCUUUCAAAUCCUUCUUUAGUGUUGCUCUGAGCAGUGUUUGAAUCUGGGAUUUUAUUCCAGAACGCAGCUGAACUACUGAGAUAUUUAACUGCGUAUUCACUGUUCAGAAUGGCUCACUGUAUUUUGGCAUUAGAGUGCAUCUGGAUAGGUUGUUGGGUGUGUAUUCUGCAAUAUGGAUUUGAUCUCUCUUUUUUCACUAUGUGUGUUUAGAGAAAAGAUGAAUUGGUUGCUCAUGGUUUGGUGUUUUGUAACAAUAAUUGAAAAAGUAAAUGAAAUCACAAACA